AUGAAUACAGUCUGCAAUGCACUAUCGGCAUUCCCCAUCUCUCACAUUUUCAACACGAACGAAUCGAUAAAUGAGACUAAAUCAAAAAGUAUAAGUGCUUAUAAGUGGUUUACUUACCCGCCUCAUCCAGUAUUGCGUGCGAAAUUAUCAGAAUCACGAAAAAAUAUAAUGAAAUUUCCUGACCUCAAGGUCAUAGUCGUAUCAUACAUAACAGCUUUGAGUAGAUGGCUCCUAAUUUCUCUAUUUUGGCUUGCACUGAUAUUUUUUGUUUCUGCACUUGGUAAUAAGAUUGCGGUACAAAUUAAGGAAAUAUCAGCAUUUGGCAAAGUGGACGUUGAUGGGUCGAGUUUGAAAUGGUCGAAUCUUGUUGAGGAUUUUCGGUAUUCAAUUUCUUCAAUAAAUACAGGAAGCCAUGAAAGCAUACCUUAUGCAUAUGAUAGUAACUUCCUGUUAAAAAUUACAGUUGCAUGGUAA
Molecule: messenger RNA, 474 nt
Organism: Ambispora gerdemannii
Lineage: Eukaryota; Fungi; Glomeromycota; Glomeromycetes; Archaeosporales; Ambisporaceae
Source: the annotation of a GenBank genome assembly